UCUGCUGCAAUGUUCGUCUAUAUCUCCGAAGAAAUCUGGAUUUCUGCUUCUCCAUCGACAUGAGCAUUGCACUGUCUGCUGUACUACUGUGGGACUGAUGAAAUGCGCCUACUGAAUGAAAGUUGGCAGAGGAUCUUCAUCAUGCCUGUCCUGAACGUGACAGAAGAGCUGAUCUCCGCUGCAUCUCCGUCUCCGUCCUCCAUGGUGUUUUCGUCUCUCCAUCAGUCAAACUGCUCCAUGUCUCCGUCUCCAUCCUCUCCGCCGUAUAACUUCUACGCCGUGCUGCUGGUGCUGCUGAUCUUCUGUGUGGUUUUCGGUAACGUGCUGGUGUGUGUGGCGGUGUCCCGAGAGAAAGCGCUCCAGACCACCACCAAUUACCUCAUUGUGUCCCUGGCUGUGUCUGACCUGCUGCUGGCCACGCUGGUGAUGCCCUGGGGCGUCUAUCUAGAGGUUGUGGGUGAGUGGAGGUUCAGCAGGAUUCACUGUGAUGUUCUGCUAACGCUGGACGUGAUGAUGUGCACCGCCAGCAUCCUCAACCUGUGUGCCAUCAGCAUUGACAGGUACACAGCGGUGGCGAUGCCGCUGCUCUACAACACACGCUACAGCUCCAGGAGACGCGUCGCUCUGAUGAUCGCUGUCGUCUGGUUUCUGUCCUUCGCCAUCUCCUGCCCACUGCUGUUCGGCCUCAACAACACCGCCAGUCAGGAGGGUCGAGACUGCAGUUUUGCAGACCCUGCGUUCGUGGUUUACUCGUCUGUGGCCUCAUUUUACGUGCCGUUCAUCGUGACGCUGCUGGUGUAUGUGCAGAUCUGUGUGGUUCUGCGGAGACGAGGCCGACGCACCGCUCCCACACGCAGACGAGCAGCAAACACAGAGCCGACCGACGCUCAGAGGACACGCAAGAAUAAGUGCACUCAUCCUGAAGAUGUGAAGUUGUGUACUUUAAUACUGAAGCCUCCUGCAGCCGCUCCACAGCGCAAGAAAGUGACACUGGUGAAGGAGGCUGUAGUUCACCCUCUGGAUGUGGAGCCGGUGUGUUUUCUCAGUGCAGACAGAGAGCAGACGCAGACACAGCCGUCUGGAAGAGCCAAACUCUCCCUGUCCGUGGCCCCGUGUGCGGGUCAGUCGGGCCCCGGACCCCGCAGGGACACACUGCAGGAGAAAACACACACUGAGAAACAAGCCGCAGCUAAAGAGCGAGUGCGAGGACGACUGUCGCAGCAGAAGGAGAGGAAAGCCACGCAGAUGCUCGCCAUCGUCUUAGGAGUGUUCAUCAUCUGCUGGCUGCCGUUUUUCCUCACUCACGUGCUGAAGGCUCACUGCGGCAGCUGCUGCAUCUCUCCAUCGCUUUACAGCGCCGUCACCUGGCUGGGUUAUCUGAACAGCGCCGUCAACCCAGUCAUUUACACCACCUUCAACAUCGAGUUCCGCAAGGCCUUCAUCAAGAUCCUGCACUGCUGAACACACACACACACACACAUACAUAUACGCACAUACUAACACACACACAUACUGACACAUAAACACACACACAUACAUAAAUGUAUACAUAUACACACACACAUACUGACACACACAUUCUGAUACAUACUGACACACACACACACACAAACAUACAUAAAAACAUACACAUAAAGACACACUCACACAUACAUACAUAAACACACACAUCCUGACACACACAUACAGUAGGUGACACUUUAAUAUGACCAUUACCGCCGUUCCCUGUACCGCCGCCGCUCUAAAGGAGUAAGAAUUCUAGCCUAUAUUAUUUUAAUUCUAGCCUGUAUUAUUUUAAUUCUAGCCUAUAUUAUUUAAACUCUAGCCUAUAUUAUUUUAAUUCUAGCCUAUAUUAUUU
Messenger RNA from Danio aesculapii, 1858 nucleotides. It is a transcript of the gene drd2l, whose product is annotated as dopamine receptor D2 like. Bases 103 to 1461 code for a protein of 452 amino acids. NCBI's taxonomy places the organism in Eukaryota, Metazoa, Chordata, Actinopteri, Cypriniformes, Danionidae. The record is from RefSeq and is a predicted model, not a curated record. Gene Ontology annotation, biological process: adenylate cyclase-inhibiting dopamine receptor signaling pathway; adenylate cyclase-activating adrenergic receptor signaling pathway. Gene Ontology annotation, cellular component: glutamatergic synapse; presynaptic membrane. Gene Ontology annotation, molecular function: dopamine neurotransmitter receptor activity, coupled via Gi/Go; G protein-coupled receptor activity. The transcript is spliced from 8 exons.